Miscanthus lutarioriparius is the source of this 2067-nucleotide messenger RNA. The record is from the annotation of a GenBank genome assembly. NCBI's taxonomy places the organism in Eukaryota, Viridiplantae, Streptophyta, Magnoliopsida, Poales, Poaceae.
AUGAGAAUCCUAGCUAGCACUCUGUUCCACGGUGUCACGGUGUGGCGUCGUUCAUCAGAUUCUGAUUCUGGCAUGUUCACUGGUUCGUCCUGCUCUAGGACUACUAGGUUAGUGUCCCAGCGGUGUGAAGCAGUAUUGAGGUUGCUAACAAUUGGCACCGGAGCCGUCGAUUCUCGAAACCCUAGCACCAUGAAUCCCCAUACUGAGAUCUCUCCUUCUACCCAGUCCCUCCUCGACGAGAUCCACAGGAGGUUCGAUGAGGCUGAUGCUCGUUGGGACCGACGCUUCGCCAGGCUGCAGCAACUCGCACGCGGACGCGCUCCCUCCUCCUGCAACGACGACUCUGGCGCCGCCCCCGUGGACGCGCUCGUCACCUCCGCCGACCCCGACGCGCCGCUCGACGCCGUCCAGAAGGUCGCCAUCGCGCUGCCCCACAGCUCCAAGUCGUCGUGCCUCGGCUCCGUCCUCGAGUCCGACCUCGCCUGCCCGGAGCAGGUCGCCGUUGACGCUGCGACGUCCGCGUGCACCACCACCAAGCAGAUCGAUGCCGUGGUGGUCGCCGACAACUGGGAUGGGCUGUUCGAGCAGCCUGCCCUAGUUAACGAGGAGCAGCACGCCGACGGGAACCAGGAUUCGAGCGAGCGCAAGCCCACGUCGGGAGCAGGCUACCAGCACCUCCACCACCUUGGCGGUGCUUCCCCGGCGUCCGUCUCCCUCGCCAAGUUCUCCUCGCACCCCGCGGUGGACCCGCAUACGCCCCUACCGUUCGGCACCACGCUCGAGGUUAGCGUCGACGACGAUGGCCUCCACGGCUCCUGGUUCGAGGCCGCCACCCUCGACUUCGAGUCCGCGCGCAGCCGCCGCAUUCCGGCGCCGUUCAGCGUCGAGUACGCGUGCCUCCUCGCCGACGUCGCAGGCGUGCUCGCGGAGCUCUCCUCCAACCUCGCCGCAGACUCUGCCAGCGCCUUGGCCACGCUCUGCGCUCUCCCGCCGACAAUGCACGCCGCUCGCCUUCGUCGACGCGCGUCUUCCCCGAGGAUUCACGCCCGUCCGGACCACUUCGUCCUCGGCUUCGCCUACACUGAGCUCGCCACUACGCCCGUCAGGAAGCUCUUCCAGUCGACCUCUGCUAGCUUCUACAUCGACGUCGCCCCCAACAAUACAGCUGACUACGUGCCCACCAAGUGUUCGAUGUAUUGCUGUAGUGUCUUCACUUCCAUGCUGACCAUAGCACUGAGCAAGUCUUCUCCAAUCUGGGUGUCCGCCGAGGUCGACAACAACUUUGACAAGCGACUGUGGCCGCCACCCUCUCAAGCUCAAGUGUUCAGCGAGCAAGGAUGUGUCCAUAUGGCCAGUGAUAUAAAUGUCCUAAUUCUGUUGCUAGCUGGUGAGCUAAUUCAAGAGCAAAAGCAGAAGAAUCACAAUGGAUGCAGUAGCAAUACAAAUCUCAUAUUCACAAAACCACAAGACUCAGUUCAGUUUUGUAUUUCUUUCACCUUGACCAAUAGUUGUUCCAUGAAUUGGGUUGUUAGUUGGAAACCACCAUGGCCGAUACAACUUCGCCAACAAAUCAGGUACAGAGCUGUGACAAGUGCUUAUUACAGAAGUGCACUGGGAGCCUUGCUGCUCUAUGACAUCCCCAGACGCCAGAGCUUCCAUCAUAUACCCUGCUGGCUAGAUGCACAAACCCAGGAUGUCAAGAACAUUGUGAUCAUGCUGGUUCGCAACAAGAGUGAUCUCGAGGAGCAGAGCCCAGGAACUCUAACCACAACUGACAUUCUGGCUUUAAAGAGGGCUAUAUCUGAAAGUCAUCAGAAGUUGGCUGAUCAGUUAGCUGAAGCUGCUUGCCAGUCUUCUAUAGUGGUGUUGAGCUUCGAGCUGCAGUUUCUGCUCUCAAGAGACUUGAUGAUGGACCUCGUGUUCCAAGCUGUUUGUUCAGUGCACGCAAUCAGGGACUUCCGUUUUAUGAAGACUGAGCCUUUAGCACUUAGCGAGGCUAUAUGCAGCUCAAUGCUGGAAAGUGGGUACAUUGUCCAUUAUUGUCAAGCAAACUACAAGUUUUCAUAG